AUGGCUCAAGUAAGACUCGAAGACGCUGCCGUGAAGCGCAUCGGCGACAUCUCUGUGAAGACUCGCGAAGCUAUUCGUGCCUCCCUCCCCACCGGUAAGGAGCAAUACCUCCAUGUUAUGGUGCCCGGAAAGGUCGUUGACUUUAACGACUACACCGUUGACAAGGAGAACGACGUGCUUAUCCUGACAAAAGUCGAGCUGAAACAGGCUAUUCUCUGUGAUGACAUGCCGAUGCUCUCACCCAUUCAAAUGGGCCCUUCCGGUCGCUCUGUCUCACGGAGCUACGCCAACACCAUCAGCAAGCUCAUCCCAGCAGGCACAACAGUCGGCGUCGACGAGGGCAAGCCCUUAACCGACGACCAGCAGCGCUACAAGCAGGCAAUGAGCAGCCUCUCGGCAGAGGUCGGGGACAAGGACAUGACCCUCGUCGAGCUCUACACCCAGAAGCAGGCCGCGUACACACGUGCGUGCGCUGAGAAGACACGUGCGUUCGCUGAGGCACUCGAGAAGGCGACCAACUCAACCAAAUCAGCCAAGGCAGCUCGCCAGCGGUAUGAUCAGUGGGUGCAAGAGAACGCGAAGACAUGGCGGAAUUACGUGCAGGCGGCGUACAUGGACUGGGUGAUCAUGGGGCGCAAGGAGGAGGUCGAGUACUGGUUCUCGGUCGUCGAUCAGGAAUCAGCUAUGGCGCGCGUUGAGCAGAGCAAGGAAAUCAUGCGCUGGGCAAUCGUUCAAGACGAGGAUGGCGGUGCAGAGUACCAGAAGGUCAAGUUGGCGCCCUCCCACUGGGCGAACCUGGCCAAGGAGAAGGCUAACAGGGGCAUCAAUAACACGAAGACGGUCGAAUGGUAUACUUGGGAGAUCAACCGACUCGAAAAGACCAUUGAGCUGCUAGAAUUGAUGAAGAAGAAAACCGUCCAACCUGCGGGGGCCCCAGGCAGCGAUGCUCCCGAUAACGAAAUCGAGGCCCAGUAUAAGGGCGCGAAGACCGAGCUGUCCAAGCCAAACAAGGAUGAGAGUAAGGACGCAUGGGACGGUCGGAAGCGCGAGGCGGAAGGCAAAUACACGUCCUCUCAGACGGCGUUGAAGAAAGCCCAGUCAGCAUACGACGAUGCCAACCUUGCGAAGCUCCAUAUGGACGGUAGGAAGGCGCAGGAGAAGCUCCUGGACGACCUCGCUGGCGAUGAGGGCUUCGCGGCGGUGGAGAUCCAACGGCACAAGCGGACCAUCGAGGAGUACACCCGGGCGCGCGCAGCGCUCAUGAACCAGACGGGAGCAAAGUCCGCCGAGAUUGAGAAGAUCGCGACCAGCGUGGGCAUUCCCGCUGCCAUGCCCGACCCUACGGCCGUCGCAGCGGUGGAGAGCCCUGACUAUUUCACGCCCAUCACUGUCGAGGUCACGUCGACCAGCGAGUCCAAGAGUUCGUCAUCUUCGGCAUCCUCAAUGUCGUUUGGGGCCUCGGGCUCGUACGGACUUUUCUUCACUGGCAGUGUCAGUCAUGAGUCUUCGGAGGCUCACUCGGAAGCUACGCAAGAGUUGGCGAACGCUGCGGUGAAAAUUUCGUUCGAGUGCAUGCGCGUCGAUAUCACUCGUCCCUGGCUGCGUCCAGAGCUCUUCUACGACGAUGAUCUGCAAAGUCUUAUCAGGAUCUCACCCGGGUUCGGCCGCCUUCGUGCGCUCAUGGACAGCGACCCCCAACUGAACAUGACUGAGGGUCAGAUUGCUUCCGAGCUGGCCGGUUACAGCAUCUUCCCUGUCUUCCCCACCGCAUUCCUGCUCGCAUGCAACGUCGUCCUCGAGAUAUCUGGCAGCACUUCGAAGCUGCAGACGUACAUGAACGGUUCCAGCUCCUCUACGAGCGUAGCCGUCAGAUACGGACCAUUCGUUGCUGGAAAGGCCAAUCAUUCUUCUUCGAGCGCAAACCAAGGAUCGUCGUGCGAUUCGACGGCUUCAGGGUGCAGGAUCACGAUGAAGUCCCCACAAGUCAUCGGGUGGAUCUCCCAGAUGGUUCCGGCUCUCCCUCGCGUGUCGGCUCCGAACGAGGUGGCUGCGGCUCCUCACACCUAG
Molecule: messenger RNA, 2067 nt
Organism: Dichomitus squalens LYAD-421 SS1
Lineage: Eukaryota; Fungi; Basidiomycota; Agaricomycetes; Polyporales; Polyporaceae
Exons: 10
Coding region: 1-2067 (688 amino acids)
Source: RefSeq, a predicted model, not a curated record